AUGAACACCCUCUCGGUCCGAGCCUUCAUUCCGCCAUUGAGGCGACGAUGCGUGCCCCUCCAAGCUAUCCGUCGCUACGCCAUGCAGGCUCCCGGAGCCCCGACAUUCGAGAUAUUCAGCAACCAGCACAAAUGGCAGCAAAAGGAAAGAGCCGCUGCCAAUGUGGAGCUCAGCAGGAGCGUCGACUAUCUACGGGACGAAGUGGCGUCACGCUUGUGUGAGCGAAUUCUGGACAUCAAUCGCCACUUCGGCCAAGUCCUCGACUUGGGCGCCAAUGCUUGCAACUUAUCCCGCAUGCUCACACUACCAUCCGAAGACUCACCAGACAAAGGCCCGCGAUCGAAGCGCAUAGGCACUGUCACCGCCGCCGAGUCGUCAGAGACCCUCUUGUACCGUGACGCCGAUCUUCCCUUCAACCAGGAGAUAGACAUUGUUCGACAUGUCCUGCCCACCUCAGAGCUCCUGCCAUUCGAUGCCAACACGUUCGAUGCUGUCAUGAGCAGCCUCAGUAUGCACUGGAUCAACGAUCUGCCUUCGGUACUGGCACAAGUGAACAACAUCCUGAAGCCCGAUUGCCCUUUCAUGGGGGUCAUGAUGGGCGGUGAUAGUCUCUACGAGCUGCGUACUGCUCUUCAGCUCGCCGAGCAAGACCGUCGAGGCGGUGUCGCUACCCACACGUCACCACUGGCUGACGUACGAGACAUCGGUGGGCUCCUGCAAAAGGCCGGCUUCAAUCUUCUAACCGUUGAUGUCGACGAUAUUGUUGUCGACUUUCCGGAUUGCUUUUCGCUGAUGAAGGACCUCCAGGCCAUGGGCGAAUCCAACGCCGUGCUCGGCCGCGAGAAGGGCGCGAUACAUCGAGAUGUCCUCUUGGCCGCCGACGGUAUUUAUCGCGAGCUACAUGGUAACGAGGACGGCACUCUACCAGCUACUUUCCGCCUUAUCUUCAUGAUUGGUUUGGAAACCUUAGCCCGGACGCUAGCCGGCAAACCUUCUCGAAAGGGUAUUAAAGACUAUCUAGAGAAGAAUGGCAGCGGUGCCAAAGGAAAAGAGUAG
Parastagonospora nodorum SN15 is the source of this 1056-nucleotide messenger RNA. RefSeq lists its product as hypothetical. The transcript is spliced from 3 exons. Gene Ontology annotation, cellular component: mitochondrion. Bases 1 to 1056 code for a protein of 351 amino acids. The record is from RefSeq and is a predicted model, not a curated record. Gene Ontology annotation, biological process: mitochondrial respiratory chain complex I assembly. NCBI's taxonomy places the organism in Eukaryota, Fungi, Ascomycota, Dothideomycetes, Pleosporales, Phaeosphaeriaceae.